Molecule: messenger RNA, 1965 nt
Organism: Beauveria bassiana ARSEF 2860
Lineage: Eukaryota; Fungi; Ascomycota; Sordariomycetes; Hypocreales; Cordycipitaceae
Product: SRF-type transcription factor
Exons: 3
Coding region: 1-1965 (654 amino acids)
Biological process (GO): positive regulation of transcription by RNA polymerase II
Molecular function (GO): DNA-binding transcription factor activity, RNA polymerase II-specific; protein dimerization activity; RNA polymerase II cis-regulatory region sequence-specific DNA binding
Source: RefSeq, a predicted model, not a curated record
AUGGGUCGCAGAAAAAUCGAGAUCAAGGCCAUCAAGGAUGAUCGCAAUCGCUCAGUUACGUUUCUGAAGCGCAAAGGCGGUCUCUUCAAAAAGGCCCACGAGCUCUCUGUUCUCUGCUCUGUCGACGUCGCAGUCUUCAUCUUUGGCAACAACAAGAAGCUCUAUGAGUACUCCUCUGCUGACAUGCACGAUCUCAUUACUCGUCACCAAUUUCAUGGCGGUCCCAACGAACACAAAGGUCCAAACGACUUUGCUGGCGGAGACGAUGGAGACGACGACGACGACCCCGACGCAACACCUCCCCGAGGUCACGAAGAGGCCCAGAUGAUGCCUCCCCAAUUUCACCCUCAACAUGCCCAUUUCCCGCCGCAAAUACGUCACCACACUCCUACAGCUUCUCCCCCAGUUUCCAAUGGCGCGCCUUUCCCAGGUCAUCACACUCAUCAGCUUCCUCCCCGCGGUCACUCGCCACAUCCGCCCAUGGGACGCCCCGAUUCGAGAAACGAUGGCCGUCGCAUACCCUCGACCAUGGUUCCUCCGCCCGCUCCUGGCAAUCAUCCCGGCUCCCAUCAUGGCAUCACAUACAUACCCGCGCCUCCCAUUUACAAUGGUCCUGCUGCUCCCUCGCAGCCCAUGAUGCAUGCUCACGGUGCCCAGUAUUAUCCUCAGCAGCAACAGCAUGCCCAUCAACCACCGCCUCCCCAAGCCUAUGCCGACGAUCGUCGCCCGCCUCAACCGCAUCCGCAGCAGCCUCAACCUGGAUACGCGCCUCAACCACCACAGCAGCCUCAACCCGGAUACACGUCUCAACCGCCACCUCAGCAGCCUCAACCCGGAUACGCCUCUCAACCACCGCCUCAGCCCAUGUCUAUGCCACCACGUCCCGACAUUCAGCAGCCCACGGCCAUGCCACACCCACCUCUGCCGCCAGAUCGUCGUUCCAUGGAUCUCCAACCACCGUCCUUUAGAGAUGCAGCUCCCGACAUUGACGCCCGCCACCCGCCUCUACUCAACACAGAUGCCGCUAUCAAGAAGCUUCCUGCACGGAGAUCGCACAGUAUUUUUACGCCCGUAGAAGAGAACCGAUCUAUUUUGGGGCAACAUUCCAGAUUGUUCAGCACUGACGAAUCGACCAUCAAAGAAGAGCCUUCCAGCCGUUCUCAGUCCGUUGAUGCUGGCGCCCCAUCACGGACGUCGCCUCCACUACCACGCUCGCAUAGCUCCAUGGACAAAUCACGAAACGUUUCACUACCCGACGCCGCCUUUGCGCCGCCGUCUCGAACGAACAGCAUCACCGCGGGUCCGUUGUCCGCCAGACCGCGCGGUCCCAAGCUCACCGUGCAGAUCCCGGAUGGAGGCUCCGAGCAAAGUGGAAGUGCUGUCACUGGAGAAUCCAGCUCGCCACGCAAUCCUGCAGAUACUCCGACGCACACGCAAAGGCGGCAUGGCUCCAUCGUGUUACCACCGCCCUCCCCAUCUGCUUCCGCGCUGUUGUCUGCAGGAGCUACCGGGCCGCCGAACCCAUUCGCGAGACCGCCGGUCAAUCCCCAAGGAAUAGGCAACACUGGAAUGGGCAACACUGGAAUAGGCAACAGCAAUCCCAACAAGAACGAAACACCGCAAUCUGCGCUGCCAUCGAGGUACCUCAACGGGGAAUUCUUGCCCAGCCCGAGCAGCUUCUAUCCCGAAUGGAAUUACAAGGCUAGCGACAGCAAUACGCUUCCCAGCCCGCUCAAUUUUUCGACACCCGUCGUGGGAUCCGGCCCCAGCUUCUUGACCCAGGAUCAGAGCCAGAUGGCCGCAUCAUCGGCCCCGAUGAUGGCAUCGUCCGCAACGGCGACAGCUGGUGCGCUUGACAGCCUCAAGUCGCGAGAACCGUUGAAGCGAAAGAGCGAAGGUUCGGCGACGUCGAGUGCAAGCAGCAACGGGCCCGCAGCAGAGCCCAAACGAGUCAAAGUUGAAUAA